GUUGUGAGAUGAGAGCGGGCUGGCGGGGCUGAGCGCCGGCACAGCCCUCCGAGCAUGGAGCCGCUGAGCCACCGCGGCCUGCCUCGCCUCUCCUGGAUCGACACCCUCUACAGCAACUUCAACUAUGGUGCGGACGAGUACGACGCCGAGGGCAACGAGGAGCCCAAGGCGCUGCCAGAGGGCUCGGAAACCAUGCCCUACAUCGAUGAGUCGCCCACCAUGUCCCCCCAGCUCAGCGCCCGCGGCCAGGAGAGCGGGGACGGCGUCUCGCCCACACCCACCGACGGCCUCGGCACAGGGGGCGAGCGAGAGGCUGGCAAAGGCCUGGAGAUGCGGAAGCUGGUGCUCUCGGGUUUCCUGGCCAGUGAGGAGAUCUACAUCAACCAGCUGGAGGCCCUCUUGUUGCCCAUGAAGCCACUGAAGGCCACGGCCACCACGUCGCAGCCUGUCCUCACCCUGCAGCAGAUUGAGACGAUUUUCUACAAGAUCCAGGACAUCUAUGAGAUCCACAAGGAGUUCUAUGACAGCCUGUGCCCAAAGGUGCAGCAGUGGGACAGCAACGUCACCAUGGGCCACCUCUUCCAGAAGCUGGCCAGCCAGCUGGGCGUCUACAAGGCCUUUGUGGAUAACUACAAAAUCGCCCUGGAGACGGCAGAGAAGUGCAGCCAGAGCAACUACCAGUUCCAGAAGAUCUCUGAGGAGCUGAAGGUGAAGGGCCCCAAGGACUCGAAGGAGAGCCACACGUCCGUCACCAUGGAGGCACUGCUGUAUAAACCCAUCGACCGGGUGACGCGGAGCACCCUCGUCCUGCACGACCUCCUCAAGCACACCCCAGCCGACCACCCUGACUACCCACUGCUCCAGGACGCCCUCCGCAUCUCGCAGAACUUCCUGUCCAGCAUCAAUGAGGACAUCGAUCCCCGGAGGACAGCAGUCACCACCCCCAAGGGCGAGACCCGGCAGCUUGUCAAGGAUGGCUUCUUGGUGGAGCUGUCGGAGGGCUCGCGGAAGCUGCGGCACGUCUUCCUCUUCACCGACGUGCUGCUCUGUGCCAAGCUGAAGAAGACGGCGGUGGGGAAGCAGCAGCAGUACGACUGCAAGUGGUACGUGCCCCUGGCCGACCUGGUGUUCCCCUCGCCGGAGGAGUCGGAGCACUGCCCGCAGGUCCACGUCAUCCCUGACCAUGAGCUGGAGGACAUGAAGAUGAAGAUCUCAGCCAUCAAGAGCGAGGUGCAGAAGGAGAAAGCCAACAAGGGGCAGAGCCGGGCCAUCGAGCGCCUCAAGAAGAAGAUGUUUGAAAACGAAUUCUGGCUGCUCCUCAACUCGCCCGCCAUCCCCUUUCGCAUCCACAACCGCAACGGGAAGAGCUACCUCUUCCUGCUGUCCUCCGACUACGAGCGGUCCGAGUGGAGGGAGGCCAUCCAGAAACUGCAGAAAAAGGACCUCCAGGCCUUUGUCCUGAGCUCAGUGGAGCUCCAGGUGCUCACAGGAUCCUGCUUCAAGCUACGCACUGUCCACAACAUCCCAGUCACCAGCAACAAGGAUGAUGAUGAGUCCCCCGGGCUCUACGGGUUCCUGCACGUCAUUGUCCACUCUGCCAAGGGCUUCAAGCAGUCUGCCAACCUUUACUGCACGCUGGAGGUGGACUCCUUCGGCUACUUCGUCAGCAAAGCCAAGACCAGAGUUUUCCGGGACACCACGGAGCCGCAGUGGAACGAGGAGUUCGAGAUCGAGCUGGAGGGCUCCCAGUCCCUGCGCAUCCUCUGCUAUGAGAAGUGCUAUGACAAGACCAAACUCAACAAGGACAACAAUGAAAUCGUGGACAAGAUCAUGGGCAAAGGGCAGAUCCAGCUGGAUCCUCAGGCCGUGCAGACGAAAAACUGGCACAUGGAUGUGAUUGAGAUGAAUGGGAUCAAGGUGGAGUUCUCCAUGAAGUUCACAAGCAGGGACAUGAGCCUGAAGAGGACCCCAUCCAAAAAGCAGACCGGUGUCUUCGGGGUCAAAAUCAGCGUCGUGACAAAGCGCGAGCGCUCCAAGGUGCCUUACAUCGUGCGCCAGUGCAUCGAGGAGGUGGAGAAGAGGGGCAUCGAGGAGGUCGGCAUCUACAGGAUCUCUGGCGUCGCCACUGACAUCCAGGCCUUGAAAGCUGUCUUUGAUGCAAAUAACAAGGACAUCCUGGUCAUGCUGAGUGACAUGGACAUCAAUGCCAUCGCUGGCACGCUGAAGCUGUACUUCCGUGAGCUGCCCGAGCCCCUCCUCACUGACAGACUCUACCCCGCCUUCAUGGAGGGGAUUGCCCUCUCAGAUCCUGCUGCCAAGGAGAACUGCAUGAUGCACCUUCUCCGCUCUCUGCCUGACCCCAACCUCAUCACCUUCCUCUUCCUGCUGGAGCACUUGAAAAGGGUGGCUGAAAAGGAGCCUAUCAACAAAAUGUCUCUCCACAAUCUGGCCACGGUCUUUGGGCCGACACUGCUGAGACCCUCAGAGGGGGAGAGCAAGGCACACCUCACCUUGGCCUCCGACAUCUGGUCCCACGAUGUGAUGGCCCAGGUCCAGGUCCUUCUCUACUACCUGCAGCAUCCUCCCAUCUCCUUCACUGAGCUGAAGCGCAACACACUUUACUUCUCCACGGACGUGUAGCCUGCAGGGACAAGGCACCAGCUGCAAACACUCCCAGCUCCCUGCUGGGGGACACGGACUGGAUCGCAGCCCCCAGGGAGCCCAGCCCGGACCCAGGACGGUGCCUCCUGCAGCUCCUGUAGAAUCGCGUUCCAGGGGCCCGGUCCCGCCGUGCCUCUCUGUAAAGUAGUCGUGUCUUAUGUCCCUCCUUGUGUUCAAGAAUUGUUUUUAUGUAUAUUUGCUCAACGGAAGAGGUAGUGACUGACAAGGGCUGUGGACACAGGCUUCCCCCUUGGCUAGUUUUCUCCUGGACUCCUUUCCGCCCGCUCACUCCUACCAGGCACCCCUGACGCCUGCAGUGCCCCACGAGUGCCUGUUUUGCCGCCCAGCUCCCUUUGCCCCACGCCUGCAUGUGCAGCACUGGCUCGCCCAGGGCCUGGGAGCUCACAGGCCUCCCUCCCCAGUGAUGGUGACGACCAGCUCUGCUUUGACUUGCUGCCUGCGCAAUCGUUGGACCCCGUGCCUGGAUCCCGCUCUGGCCCGAGCAAACCUGCGACCACGAGAGCAGAGGGGCAGGUGCUGCUUCCUCCUCGCCUCGGCUCUUCUGGGUGUUUUCAGGCCAGUCCCCUCUACAGCCCUAAUCCCGUGCUUUGCCUGUGUGUGUGUAGCAUGGCGGUUACUUCCCUCGCUGGAUCUCGCCUCAUUUUGGGAUAACCCCUCACACAAGGCUGGAGCGAGAGGUGCUGUGCUGGUCUCGACCCAUGGCAGGCUGGAGGGAUGGCCGGCCAGGCAGGUCUGCUUCCUGUGCCACGGGCUGACCCCAUGUCUGUGCUCUGGCAUCGAUGGUGUCCCAUCAGGGCACGUGGAUCCCAAAUUUCCCCAAUGUGGAAAUUUGGCAGGGCACAGGGUCCCCGCUGUACACCUGUGAGGCACUCGUGCCCCUGCCAGCCCAGCACUGCCAUGAGCAUUGAAUGCACCCUGUGGCAGAGCCUGCCAGGGCAGCAGCAUUCCUGCUGUGGCCACAGGAAUGAGGAGGUUUUUGUUUCCCUCCUUGGCCUUCUCCACUGCACUGGGUACAUGGCAGCACAUGGCCCUGCCUUGGAAGCAGCCAGGCUGCCAGAGGCAAGUGCUCUGGAGCAACUGGAUGGCCACCCAGCCUGGAAAGCAGCACAGAGGGACAGGAGGAGGAAAGCCUUCAUGGCCUUCCCAUCCAAAGGCAGAAGUGCUUCCUCUGCCGCUGGAUUAGCUGUGCCUGGCCAGCUCAGGUCUGUCUCAGUGGCUCCAGUUCUUGUCCCCUCCCAGGCUGAUGACUGGAGUUGUCAGGCCAUGUCCCAAGGCAGGACGGCCACGUGCCUGCACUCGCUGCCAGGCUGUGCUCCGGCCGCCCAGUGCCUGGCUCCUGAGAUGUCCCCAACCCUCCCACCCUCCCAGGUAGGUGUUGGUACCUGAUGGGACACGAAACCUUUCGCUCUGUGAGCUGAGUCCGUGUUCUUGUGGGAAAAGCCCCCCCCACCUGCCCAACUGCGUUGGCCCUGUGCUCUCCUGUGCCAAAUGGAGAUGGAUGAGAAGUGACCAAGCGUAUCCCCGACAGCGGCGUUGCCUUUCCCCUCCCCACUAACGGACUGUUCCAGGUAGAGCCCGGCCCCCUGCCCCCAAUGCACCAGGUAUGUCCUCAGCCCACCUCCCUGGGGAAGGCAGCACCUGCCAGCCCUGCACCAGCAAAGCAACUAAGGAGGGGAGGUCUCUCAGUCCCCCUCCAAAGGGCUCACACUCCAGACCCUGCUCCUCUUGACUACCAGCUAAACAGAAGGGAAACAGCAUUGCAGAAAAUAACCAGGCGUCUGUCUUGGCCCUGGACCCAGCAAGGAGGCCGAGCUUUAGAUCUGACUGCACAACGGACCCCUAAGUGUGUCUGAUUUGUUACAUGUGUCCAAGUCUCUGUCCACGACACCGUCAUUCCAGAUGGAGACUCUGUACAGCCAAAUCUCCCCCCGUGCGACAGUGGCUGGAGGCCUGGUCCCCAUGACUGGCUUUUGCUUGUUCCUACAGGAAGGAGAAAGGGGGGGGUGGACUCUUGCAGCUACAGGUAGAAUAGAACUGUUAAUUAAUAUUUGACUUUCAAAAGUUGUUAAGGAUAUAUUUUUGUUUGUGUUCUGUUUCAAUUUCUGUAGAUUAUAAACUUUAAAUGGCUGUAAAACCAUGUGAGGAGAAAAAAUGUUAAUAAAAAUGCAAAGCCCCGAUAUUUGCACAAAAGAA
Lepidothrix coronata (blue-crowned manakin) is the source of this 4875-nucleotide messenger RNA. It is a transcript of the gene ABR, whose product is annotated as active BCR-related. Gene Ontology annotation, cellular component: membrane. Gene Ontology annotation, biological process: positive regulation of GTPase activity; intracellular signal transduction. Gene Ontology annotation, molecular function: GTPase activator activity; guanyl-nucleotide exchange factor activity. The transcript has 23 exons. The record is from RefSeq and is a predicted model, not a curated record. Lineage: Eukaryota; Metazoa; Chordata; Aves; Passeriformes; Pipridae. Bases 55 to 2640 code for a protein of 861 amino acids.